AUGACUAUCACGUUCGAGGAGACGGAAUUUCAAUGCAGCAGGACAAGACCGGAUAUUCCAUACAUUCUCUACGUCGGAAUCGACUAUCUGCUACUCGUACUUCGAGAAGUCAACGAGAUCCACAGGAGUUUCCCAAAUAUGCCAGAUCCUCCUCAACGAUACAAGCUACAAUUGACCGAAUUCUGGGCCAGCGAGUUCAGUAAGAACUACGGUUCAUCUCCUAAAUUCGAUGACGAAAGUGUUGGUUUCGGAAUGGAAGAGAAUGCAGUCAUUGCCGCUGCCCUCCUCACUGGUAGUAAUAUUGUAGCAUAUUGGGAGUUCAGAGCUUUGUUCAAGGGAGAAAAUAGCUACUUUUUGGACGUGUCUGAGAAUGGAAAAUCUACCUUUGUAGGCAUGGAGAUGGAUCUGAGCAAGGCAGCGGAGGCACCAGUUACAGAUGCGCAAACUAAGACCGGGCAGCUUAAAAGCACGAUUUGGGUUGACAAGAUCGGGAAGCGGGCUUGA
Mollisia scopiformis is the source of this 504-nucleotide messenger RNA. RefSeq lists its product as uncharacterized. The transcript has 2 exons. Lineage: Eukaryota; Fungi; Ascomycota; Leotiomycetes; Helotiales; Mollisiaceae. The coding region runs from base 1 to 504 and encodes 167 amino acids. The record is from RefSeq and is a predicted model, not a curated record.